Molecule: messenger RNA, 1490 nt
Organism: Andrographis paniculata
Lineage: Eukaryota; Viridiplantae; Streptophyta; Magnoliopsida; Lamiales; Acanthaceae
Exons: 6
Coding region: 216-1199 (327 amino acids)
Cellular component (GO): nucleus
Source: RefSeq, a predicted model, not a curated record
AAAUCCGUCGUCCCGGCAGGAUUUACCUCCAGUAGAAAUUCCAAUUAUACCCUCUUCCCUACCGUACACUCUGGGUUAUAAUUGUCGUUCACUUCGGUAGAAGAAAGGACAUUUUCGUGAUUGAAGGUUUUGGUGGGUCUUUAGAGUAAGGGAAGAAAGACGGAGGGUACGGACGUUAGAGCGGUCUGUAUGAAAGCAGCAGCGCAGGCGUAGCCAUGGCGUCGGACGAGGAGAUCGCGAAAGGCGUGGAGAGUGCACUCCGUGAGACGGACCCUGAAGCCGUUAUUUCUCUGAGCAACGUGGUUCAGCAGGUGGAGGCCAAGCUAGGGCUGGAGCUCUCCGACAAGGUGGAUUUCAUUAGGGACCAAAUUACCUUCCUCCUCCGCGCGCAGCCGGUGCCUAAAUACCCAUUACACACCCAGCCUCCCCCCCAGUGCUCAAAUGCGCCGCUAAAUCAGCCGUUUCAGCAGCCCAAUUUCGCCUUCCAGCAACAGCAGCAGACGCAGGUGUACUUCUCCCAACCGGCGACGGCGAAGGAUCAGAAUGCUGCGUCUAAUGCUUCUGAAACGUCGAAGGGAAGAGCCCCAGCUGGAGCCAAGAGAAGAGGUGGCCCGGGAGGUUUGAACAAAGUAUGCGGUGUUUCACCGAAACUGCAAGCCAUCGUCGGAGAGCCGGCUUUACCGAGGACAGAGAUAGUGAAGCAGCUAUGGGCAUACAUCAGAAAACACAAACUUCAGGACCCCGGGAAUAAGAGAAAGAUUAUCUGUGAUGAUGCACUUCGUUUGGUCUUUGAAACUGACAGUACUGAUAUGUUCAAGAUGAACAAGUUGCUGGCCAAACACAUUUUGCCUCUUGAUCCAAGCAAAGCAAAGAAAUUGAAGGAUGAAAAUGAAUCUGCAAAGCAAUCCCCUGAUUCUGGACCUCUUCCUGUGAUGUUGUCGGAUGCCCUUGUAAAAUUUUUUGGGACAGGAGAAAGGGAGAUGCUUCAGUCUAAGGCUCUGGAACGUGUCUGGGAUUACAUAAAGGUUAACCAGCUGGAGGAUCCACUGAGUUCUAUGUUUAUUCAUUGUGAUGAAAAGCUUCACGAGCUUCUGGGAUGUGAUAGCAUUUCUGCACUGGGAAUUCAGGAGAUGCUCAUGCGCCAUCAUUUGCUAAAGCAUGAGAUGCCUUUGUUUGUGAAGAGUAAUCUGAAGCUGUAAUUUGUGUAGAUGUUAUUGAUGAUUGACAUAUGCUGAAUCAAGAUGUAAGUUUAGUUUAUAUUCAGACGACUUCACUGCUAUCAACUACAAUCAGUAUGAAAUUUUACCUGUAGUUGUUAGCUAGUAGUAAUGCUGUAAUUAUGCCACUGCCUUAGUUUAGGUUCGCUGACUCCUUCGCCUAAUUUCACCUGACUGAGGUGCUUUUAAUCGACAUGAAGAACUGUAUGCUGGUAGACUGUUGUAAACAGAAGCUUGUAAUCGUUUUGCAUAUAUGUUAAUGGAUUUCCUUCC